CGGCUUGGCGCGGGUCCUGAAGCGCGUUCUCAGAUUACUCUCUCCUCUGGCCACUGGUCAGUGGACUGUUACUGGUGACCGCUUUAAUCUCAUUUGUAGCAGUUUUAUCAUGUUAACAGCUGGCAUGCUGCCCUGUUCUUAAGAACAAUACUCAUUCAUUCUUUUAGGGCUAUCAAGUUGUGUCUCAGGCGUGAGUUAAACUGAAAUCCGAUAAGUUUUGGCUGGUCUCUUGCUAACUUAACCCAGCUAACUAACUCAACGCUUCUUCAGUUUCUGAAAUUACAAUAAGAUCUGCACAGAACAAACCAGAGACCUCUUCACCAUAUAUGAUCCAGACUGAAGCAUGAUGAAGCAUACAUUCAGGUGGUGCCAGACUCCCCCCUCAGUAACUGUCCGGGUCAAACCCAACAGUGCGCGCUCCCUCCAGAUCAGAAGAGGUCUCCGGCUGAAAAGAGCCAACGGCCAAGAUGCACAGGGCCCACCAGAGAAGAGCCAGCCGAGCCAGUGUCGGGAUGAGAUGUAUUAUGCCACAGUGACCAUGCCUCCAACUAUUGUCAUUCAGCGACAGGAGAUGGCAUCGUACUUCAGACUUUUUGUUGAUGACCUAAUCCUAGACUUUCUCUGGAUGGACUGUUGCUGUAAAAUGACAGACAAGUAUCUUCUAGCCAUGACCUUUGUGUACUUCAAACGGGCCCACUUCACUAUUGCUGAAUACACCAGGAAGAAUUUUUUCAUUGCACUGUAUCUUGCCAACACCAUGGAGGAGGAUGAGGAGGAGAAUAAGUAUGAGAUUUUUCCAUGGGCGCUGGGCAAGAACUGGAGGAAGCAGUUUACCCGCUUCCUCAAGCAGCGAGACAAGCUUUGGGCUCGCAUCGAGUACAGAGCUGCUGUCAGCAGGCGCUGCUGUGAAGAGGUGAUGGCCAUUGUGCCCUCUCACUUUGUGUGGCAGCGAGAGCGGUCAGAGCACCACAGCGGUGCCCAGCGGCAGUACGGUGACCGAAACCAAGCCCGGAUUCCCCGCGGGCCCACCGCCUCCCCGGUCCUCUGUGCCCUCUGUAACCGCAGCACCAGAUUAGAUCAGGGCCCAGACUUCUCUUUUCCCUCUGGAGGCUCCCCUGCACAGACCCCACUGCCAUUCGCCUCCGUGCUGAGUUUGGAGAAAACCCCACCCAGGGCCGUCGCCUCUCACAGGAAGGUGGUGGAGACUAAACGCCAGGCGCAGCAUUCCUCUUGCUGCUGUGCUGAUGAGGUUCCCAGUAGGUAUCACUAAUCCAGGGGAUGAGUCCUCCGGAUCCAUAUACGACACCUCCAUGGACUGGAUCAGCAAGGAGUAGAGCAUCACCUCACCUCAGCAGUUUCACUACUUCCCUCUUUGUAGCAGUUCUGUGUGUUACCGUCUCUCCUCUUGGCUUUAAUACCACUUUUACUCUAAAGUAAAGGUCUAAAUCACAAGUGGGACUCAUUACUUUGUUUUCAUCUACUACAAUAUAAACAAUAAUACUGAUUCAACAGAACUGAUCAGAACAAAUUUCAUCCUGUCAGUAACCGUUCCAGUAAGAAAGUAGCCGUAACAAUGAACUAAUGUCAUUCUGUACAUCAUUCUCUGAUGAAAACAUGCAGUAAGAUUAAUGUUGUCUGUAGUGGUACGCCGAAAAUUUUGUUUAUCCUACACUGAGUUCAUGGUAUUUAUUUAUUUAUUUAUUUAUUUAUUUAUUUAUUUAUUUAUUUACUGAAGCACUUGUGGAAUUCUUUUUACAACCAUUCAUUCACACGUUAUGUUAAUGUAUCUUAUGGCUGUAUUAAAGUUCAGACACUGGUGGAUGGAUGGACAACAUAGUGUUUCUCAUACAGGGAGUGAUUUUUUUAGUAUUGUUGCCAAAUGUGCCUGUUAACUGACCCGACACUGCCUCUUGAGUUUGAAUAAAGGCUUGAAUGUAA
Messenger RNA from Thunnus maccoyii (southern bluefin tuna), 1938 nucleotides. RefSeq names its product speedy/RINGO cell cycle regulator family member A (gene spdya). Gene Ontology annotation, biological process: positive regulation of cyclin-dependent protein serine/threonine kinase activity. Gene Ontology annotation, molecular function: protein kinase binding. Lineage: Eukaryota; Metazoa; Chordata; Actinopteri; Scombriformes; Scombridae. The transcript is spliced from 7 exons. Bases 344 to 1270 code for a protein of 308 amino acids. The record is from RefSeq and is a predicted model, not a curated record.